AUGAAUUCUGACUCGAAGAGUGAAACGCUCCUCCUAUUCGGACCUCAGGCUCUUUCCUUUGAGACGAAAUACUUUGGCCGCAUCAGGUCGUUGGUCAACAGGAUAUCCGGAAACAAAUGGAUAUUAGACACUGUCAAUGCCCUUGGGGACGAUUUCGAUGCUUUAUGUAAAGCCAUACCAGCAGCACGUUACAUACAGCAGGGAGAAACUGGCAUUCGGGAGCUUCAACAAUGGCUCGAGAUGGGUGAAAUCCCUGAAAGAAUGGCCACUUCAAUAUUACCCAACAUUUUGCUUGGGCCCCUGACCGUCAUAGCCCAACUUGUUGAGUACAACUUACAAUGCAAAUCCCCUUUCAGCGAGUACCCUGGCGUUGAGGCUUUCGGUUUAUGUCUUGGUCUUCUGAGUGCGAUGGUCGUCGGAUGCAGCUCGAAUCAAACUGAAUUUUCGCGUUACGGUGCAGCAGCUAUUCGAUUGGCAAUGGUGAUUGGAGCAGUUGUUGACACUGAUCAGAAGAGUAAUGGCAGUGACCAAUAUGUAUCACUCGCAACUGCAACGAGAGGAAUACAGGAUGCAUCCAGUAUCUCCAAGGUCCUAAGCAGCUUCCCUGGAGCUUAUAUAUCUGUCUUGUACGAUUCCAAUCGUGCCACCAUCACUUGCCCCAAAUCCUCUGUCGACACUCUCAGAGAAAGGCUAAAGGCUUCCGAAGUCACUGCUACCGAGAUUGGACUUCGAGGACGGUUUCAUAACGGUGUCCAUGAGAGCAUGUUGAAGGAUAUCAUCACCUUUUGCAACACAUAUCCACACCUCAGACUUCCCGAUGCUUCUGGCUUGAGACUUCCGGUCCACGGAGACUCGGUAGAUGAAGCCGCUACCAUAUUCAUGCCACUUCACGAGGUGGCCUUGCGCGCUAUACUUCUGGAACCUUCCGAUUGGAUCAAAUCGUUCGCAAUAGUCUCCAACAGACUUGAUGAGAACUCCGCUUCUCGAGUCGUGUCAUUUGGACCCGAGAGGUGCAUCCCACCGUCUGCGGUUAGAUCUCUGGGCUCUGCCGCCGUUCAUUUUGACGAUGUCAAUAAUGCAAGUCCCGUCGCUGCAAGUAUCAUGGAUAAUGAUAUUGCCGUCGUGGGUAUGUCGUGCAGAGUAGCGGGUGCUGAGGACCCAGAGGGCUUCUGGGAGAUACUUAUGGAAGGACAAUCACAACACCGAGAGGUUUCCAGUGAGCGCUUUGGCUUCGAAACAGUUUUUCGACCGGAAGCCGAUAACAAGAGAAAAUGGUAUGUGGACCCCCAACAGAGACUUCUCCUCCAGGGUGCUUAUAUAGCUAUGGCACAAUCGGGGUACUUUCAGAAACCUUCAGCAGCACGAGAUAACCAUAUCGGAUGCUACAUCGGCGUCUGUGCCACGGACUAUGAGAACAAUGUCUCUCACCAUGCGCCAACCGCUUUUACAGCAACUGGAAAUUUGCGCAGCUUCAUCGCCGGCAAGGUUAGCCACCAUUUUGGGUGGACUGGUCCAAGUUUGACGGUCGAUACCGCCUGCUCGGCUUCAGCUGUGGCGAUACACUCAGCUUGCAAGGCAAUUCUGACUGGCGAGUGCUCAGCAGCUUUAGCAGGAGGUACUAAUUUCAUCAGCUCUCCCUUGUGGUACCAGAAUCUGGCCGCAGCGUCUUUUCUCAGUCCAACUGGACAAUGUAAGCCUUUUGACGUCUCAGCCGAUGGGUACUGUAGAGGCGAAGCGAUCGCGACAGUUGUUCUCAAAAGACUGUCACAUGCCGUGGCCGAGGGAGAUCAAAUUUUGGGGGUCAUCUCAUCCACUGCUGUCUACCAGAAUGAGAAUUGCACUCCAAUCUUUGUACCUAAUGCACCUUCUCUCUCUGGACUGUUCAAAGAAGUAUUACGGAAGUCGGAGAUUGAUCCUGGUGAUAUCACCUAUGUCGAGGCUCAUGGGACAGGAACCCCAGUCGGUGAUCCAGCCGAGUUUGAGAGUAUCCGCCGUGCUUUCGGCAAAGGUCGCUCAAGGCCCCUCCAGCUAGGGUCGGCCAAGGGUCUCAUAGGACAUACCGAGGGCAGUUCAGGAGUUGUUUCACUGAUCAAGGUCCUCCUCAUGAUGAAUGAGGGAUAUAUACCACCACAAUCUAGCUUCAAGACACUAAAUCCAUCCAUUCAAUCGUCACCUACUGAGAAGAUCGAGAUAGCCGGGUCUGCGCUACCUUGGCAGGUAGACAAUCACUUCAGGGCAGCUCUCAUCAACAACUAUGGUGCCUCGGGUUCCAACGCUUCUAUGGUAAUCAAGCAGGCUCCGCUUGCAUGUGAUCUAUCGACUCCGAAACCAGAGACCCCGACACAUGCGUUGACCAAAUAUCCCUUCUACAUCGCCGGUUUCGACGAGAGAAGCGUGAGAACGUACGCUGCUCGCCUUAGACAGUUCGUAAGGACCAAGCGCAGCGCCAACAUAGUGCCUGGUAUCGAAGAUUUCAGCUUUAAUCUGGCUCGGCAAUCCAACUGGUAUCUAGAGUCAGCGGUCAUAUUCAGCAGCCAGACACUUGACGAGCUUGAACAAAAGUUGGCCUCGAUUGAAUCUGGUAAAAACGAGAACAACUCCCAACUUUUAGCCAUUCCUUCUGCUUCUAGACCUGUCAUAUUAUGUUUUGGAGGCCAGAUAUCCACAUUCGUGGGGCUUGACCGUGCAGUCUACGACAGUAUUGAUGUCCUUCGAUACCAUCUUGAUCAGUGCGACAAUGUCUGUCGCUCCCUUGGAGCCGAAAGUAUUUACCCUGAAAUAUUCCAGGCUACGCCAAUCCAGGAUGUUUCAAGGCUUCAGCCUAUGCUCUUCUCACUGCAGUACGCCUGCGCGAUGAGCUGGAUCGACUCUGGCAUUUCUCCCGCUGCUCUCGUGGGCCACUCUUUCGGAGAGCUCACAGCCCUAUGCGUGGCGGGAACUCUUAGUUUACAAGACUCUCUGAAAAUGGUUUGGGGCAGAUCGAAGAUUAUUCGUGACUACUGGGGCGAAGAGAAGGGCGCUAUGAUGGCUGUCGAGGCUGACGAAGACAUGGUCACCAGCCUGCUGAACAAUUCAAAGCGCGAUGGUGUGACCACGGCGACAGUGGCCUGUUUCAAUGGACCGAGAAGUUUCACGUUGGCCGGCUCUGUGGCUGCGAUUGAGGCCGUUGCUUCCACGUUGUCGACUAAUCAGUCCUACGCAACGGCCAAGAGUAAGAGACUCAGUGUCACCAACGCGUUUCACUCGACCCUCGUUGAGAAAUUGAAGCCUGAACUGGAGGCAUUGGGGAAAAUCCUGUGUUUUACCCGACCGAAGAUACACUUGGAGAGUUCAACCAAAUCCAAGGACUGCGGCGAGCUGCUUUCGGCUCGCUACGUCGCUAACCACAUGAGAGAUCCGGUCUACUUCAGUCAAGCUGUCGAAAGGCUCUCCUCUCAGCACAAAUCAGCUAUUUGGUUAGAGGCAGGUUCUAACUCUACAAUUACGACCAUGGCCAGCAGGGCGUUGGGCAAUCCCAAAAGCAGCACCUUCCAGUCAAUCAAUAUUACCAGCGGCUCAUCCCUACUGCAACUCACAGACGCGACCAUGAGCCUGUGGAGGGCAGGCUGUCGCAUCUCGCACUGGUCACAUUCAAGGCGACAAACGCACCGAUACACGCCCUUGAUUCUACCGCCGUACCAAUUUGACAAACAACGGCAUUGGAUUCAGUUCAAGGCGCCGCCCAAGCCUCGUGAGAAAGAACCUGUAAUCGACAAGGCCGCACCAACCACGCUUCUUACAUUCAUCGGUUAUGAAGAUGACCAGAACACCUCUCCUCGGUUCCGUGUAAAUACGCAGAUUGAACGUUACCAGACGCUGGUCGCCGGACACGUGAUCGCCAAGACUGCGCCGAUCUGUCCUGCAACGUUACAAGUUGAGAUGGCUGUUGAAGGCAUCAUCAGUGUCCGACCUGACUUGGUUCAGUCCAAGAUGCAGCCGCAAAUUUGCAACGUGAACAAUCAAGCGCCUAUAUGUGUCAAUGAGUCACGAGAGGUCUUUCUUGAAUACGCCGCAACGAGUAAUGGCAGCAAUAAAUCCUAUUCAUGGAAGUUCAAGAUUUCGAGCUCCGAGGCAAAUCGAGGCGCGUCGACAACACAUGUUACUGGAGAGGUUCGUUUUCGUGCAGCCGACGACAACCAGUACCGUUUGGACUUUGGCCGACUUGAACGUCUAGUAAAUCACCAGCAGUGCAUUGAAGUUUUGAACAGCAGUCACCCGGACGACGAAGUCAUUCAAGGAUCCAGCAUUUACAAAGUCUUCUCCGAUGUUGUUGAUUACGGUCAAAUCUUCUUCGGGUUGCAAAAGCUGGUCGGUCGUUUCGAUGUCUCUGCUGGAAGAGUCGUGAAGCAACGAAUCGGAGAGGCUUGGCUUGAUCCCCUCUUGGGUGAUUGUUUUAGUCAGGUAGGUGGCAUUUGGGUCAACUGUAUGGCAAACAAAUCAGUGCCUGAUAUGUUUAUUGCCAAUGGGUUUGAACAAUGGAUCAAAAAUCCAAAGCUUAGCGAAUGUCAAGCAGACAAACAGAGCACGUGGCAUGUCCUAGCGCGUCACACCGCCGCUGCGUCUGGCAACGCCUUUUUGACAGACAUAUUUGUCUACGAACCAGAGAGUGGCCAACUGGUGGAGGCGAUUCUUGGCAUCAACUACGCCAAGGUCGCAAAAGCCUCGAUGAGUAAGCUUUUGUCGCGACUGACGCCGGGUCGUUCUCGACCUACUGCGCCUGAAGAGACGCCGAGCGCUGUAGCCAUGCUAUCGGAAAAGUCGUUGUCGUCCCAGUCGAGGCCAGUGAAAGAUUCUAGUCGUCCAGGCAAGUCGGAAUUGCUGCUAAAAUUGAAAGGCGUCCUAGCUGAGCUCGCCGGCCUUGAAGUAGGCGAGGUUAAAGAUGAAGUAGAACUCGCAGACAUCGGUAUUGAUUCGUUGAUGGGUAUGGAAAUGGCUCGCGAGGUCGAGACUACUUUCAGCUGCACUCUAGACACUGAUGAGUUGAUGCAAGUCUCCGAUCUUCCUCAGCUCUUCACAUGCCUGCUCUCGGCGCUGGGAGAUUCAGUGGGCGACUCAGAUGACGGAAAACAUGAUGGUAUAUCAUCGAACUCUGGGUCGAGUGGUUCUUCAGAUGCUGCUAGAACGCCAUCGUCGACAAAGGCCACAUCGGUUCAGGAUACCUAUGCACACGACCUGGACUUGAGUAAACAACAUGACGACUUGAUAAUCCCGUCUGCACUAGUUCUAAAAGCUUUCGGCGGGUCAAAAUCCCGCACCGAUCAUUUCAUAGAGGACCACCAUUGUUCAGGUUAUUUGGAGAAAGUCAUGCCCAAACAAGCCAACCUGUGUAUUGCACUUACUCUCGAAGCUUUCAAGGAGCUAGGCUGUGAUCUGUCACAGGCCAAACCAGGCGAGGCGCUACAGCGUAUCCCAUUUGAUGCCCGUCAUGGCCGCUUGGUAGAAUAUCUGUACAUCAUGCUGGAAGAGACGCGUAUCGUGGAUCUUGACGGCGGACGAAUCACUCGCACCGCAUUACCACCCCCAGAGAAAAGUAGCAACGAGAUACUGCAGCAACUUCUUCGCGAACACCCGGAUCAUAGCUAUGCUAAUGAGUUGACCCACUGGACGGGGUCCAACAUCGCGGCUGUACUCAGGGGCGAGGCUGACGGCAUCAAGUUGAUCUUCGGGAACGAAAAAGGUCGUGAGCUUGUUGCAGGUCUCUAUGGAGACUCGCUCUUGAAUAAGCUGUCGUAUAGACAGAUGGCGGAUUUCCUCAAUCGACUUGUCGACAAGUUGUCAGAAGCUGAGAUCGGUGGCACACUAAGGAUAUUGGAGAUGGGAGCAGGCACGGGAGGAACAACUAAGUGGCUCGUGCCCAUGCUGGCUCGACUUGGUAUGCCAGUUGAAUACACUUUUACUGACUUAGCACCAUCUUUCGUGGCGGCGGCUAGAAAGAAGUUCAAGGAGUACCCCUUCAUGAAGUUUGCGGUUCAUGAUAUAGAGAAGCCACCGUCGCAGACUGAGCUACUUGCCUCACAGCACAUCGUCAUUGCUAGCAACGCGGUCCAUGCAACACACUCGCUGACAGUGUCUACUGAGAAUAUUCGCAAGUUCCUCCGCCCAGAUGGCAUGCUACUCAUGUUGGAAAUGACGCAAACACUUUACUGGGUUGACUUGAUAUUUGGUAUCCUCGAGGGUUGGUGGCUGUUUGAUGAUGGUCGGCGUCAUGCUAUUGCCGACGAGAGGCGGUGGGAAGAGGAACUUCAUAAAGCCGGUUAUGGUCAUGUGGACUGGACAGAUGGAAGUUCUCCAGAGGUGACCAUUCAGAAAGUAUUUCUUGCACUGGCUUCGGGUUCGCAGCUUGAUAGACUGCCAUCCUCGACACGUUCCAGUACCGAUAAUCAUGCACCUACUAAUUUGGAGGCGCGAAGAGCUGCGACUAAUGCCUAUGUUCAGACAGCAACGGAAACCUUCUCAGUGGUCGAAACUGACGAAGAAGAACUGACAGAUCCUUCGUCCUCAUUGAGCGUACUUGUCACUGGAGCAACCGGGAGUCUCGGUUGUCACCUCGUCACCCAUCUCGCGAGUCUCCCAAACGUGUACAAUGUCUACUGUCUCAAUCGCACAAUUCGCGGAGAAGAAGGGGGCCUUCCGCGGCAGAUGCGAGCUCUUGAGUCCAGGGGCAUCAUCCCGGACGCGCUGACGCUCUCAAAGCUCAGGGUCUUCGAGAGCAGUGACACAUCCAAACCACAUCUUGGGCUUAACCAGAGCGAGUACCGUGAGCUGGCGAGAUGCGUUACCCACAUUGUCCAUAACGCGUGGCCAAUGAGUGGGAAAAGACCGGUAAAGGGCUUCGAAUCGCAAUUUGUCACCAUGACCAAUCUGGUAGACCUGGCGGCCACUAUUUCACAGGAAAGAAAUAGGCGCGUCUCCUUCCAAUUCGUCUCCUCCAUUGCCGUCGUCGGCCACUAUCCCCUAUCACACGGAACUCCAAAUAUUCCAGAAGAACCCGUGAUGAUCGAGUCAGUGCUGCCAAAUGGUUACGGCGAUGCCAAGUAUGUCUGUGAACGCAUCUUGGAGAAGACACUUCAUCGCUAUCCCAAGCGCUUCCGAACCAUGUCAGUCCGUCUAGGUCAAGUCGCCGGGUCAAGCAAUAGUGGCUAUUGGAAUCACAUGGAGCAUUUUUCGUUCAUGGUCAAGACAGCACAGACGCUACGUGCACUGCCCAGUCUAAGUGGGCAGCUGUCAUGGACCCCUGUGAAUGACGUCGCCGGCACGCUGACGGACCUGCUGCUGUUGCCGAAGGACAACUGUUUGAUCUACCACAUCGACAAUCCCAUUCGCCAGCCUUGGGAUAAUGUCACCGCCAUCCUCGCCAGAGCUUUACAUAUUCCGAAUGAACGCAUUGUGCCUAUGCCUGAAUGGCUACGUCGGGUACGGGUAUUCCCCGGAGACAUUGAAGAAAACCCGGCGCUGAAGCUUGUUGAUUUCUUGGAGCAUGACUUUGAGCGCAUGUCUUGUGGAGGUGUGUUACUCGGCGUUGAGAGAGCGCUAGAGCAUUCACCUACGCUACGAGCGGUAGGUCCUGUGGGCGAGCAAGUUGUACUCAAAUAUGUCCAGGCGUGGAAAAAUGCCGGCUUUCUACGAUGA
Molecule: messenger RNA, 7668 nt
Organism: Truncatella angustata
Lineage: Eukaryota; Fungi; Ascomycota; Sordariomycetes; Amphisphaeriales; Sporocadaceae
Product: putative polyketide synthase
Exons: 6
Coding region: 1-7668 (2555 amino acids)
Biological process (GO): fatty acid biosynthetic process
Molecular function (GO): 3-oxoacyl-[acyl-carrier-protein] synthase activity
Source: RefSeq, a predicted model, not a curated record